AUGGCCUUUUCUCACCGGUUCCUCACCUCUAUGCUCUUUCUGCUGCCUUCCACAAUACAUGUUUUGGCCCAGCAAGAAGCAUGUUCUGUGGAUAACCAGAAACCAAGCGUCAAUGAAAAUAACCCUCCUGGCUACGUAGUGACCACCAUCACUUUGGAACAAGGCUUCACUGUAAGGAUUGAUCCUUCCUCCCCUGAUGCCAGUUAUUUCACCAUACAGGGGUCCCAGCUGCAGCUGACCAAAAGUGUGGACUUCGAGAAAGAUACCUUGCUGUUAGUCUACCUGCUUUGCUCCGACGCUGCUGGGCAGAGCAAUUCUUUGGAAAUUAUUGUGACCAUCGUCAACAUGAACGAUAACAGCCCAGUUUUCAAGCAAACGAAUCUCACCCAAAUAGUUCCCGAGGACACAAAAGUGAAUACCACAGUUAUACCCCGCGAAGAUCUAAGUGCUACUGAUGCUGACCUGGACACCAUUUAUUAUGAACUUACAACAAGGAUGCCUGACACAGAUGGUUAUUUUGCCAUAAAAGGAGUUAAUAACCCAGAAAUUUAUUUGCGAAAAGCAUUGGACUAUGACAAAAUCAAAUUCACAACUCUGCUCUUGUAUGCAAGGGACAGGCCAGUGAACAGCACCAAUACCACCCACACUGCUACUGCAACAAUAAGCAUAUUUAUUGAACAAGCUGACACCAAACCACCUUGGUUCCUACCCUGUACCUUCACCAACAUGGACAAUAACGUUUGCAUCAGCAGCCCCUACACUGGCAGGGUUAACAUCUCUGAGAAGUCGACUGCACCACUCACCCUGGCGCCUGGGCCCAUCUAUGCUAUCGAUCCUGACUACACUUUAAAUGAAAAAAUAGUGUACAGCAUUGUUGGUGGGGAUACGGAUAAAGUGUUCUCAGUGGAUGCAGAUACAGGGAAUCUAACUAUGAACAAAGCAGUAACUUCCCCAGAUCCAUUCCUAUUGCAAGUCAUGGCCUCCCAAGUCAACAACGUACAGAAAUACUCCGUAGUUAGUGUAGAGAUUAAGGUCAUCAAUAAAAGUGACUCUGCACCAUACUUCAAGAACAAGAUCUACAAAGGGACAGUAUCCGUUGGUCUUGCCCCAGGAAGCUUUGUCCUAGAGGCUGACGUUCCUUCCAAACCCCUGAUGAUAACAGCAGCUGAUGAUGAUUUCACUGAUAAAGUCAACCCAAACAUUGAAUAUCACAUAAGAAACAGCACUGAUUUCAUCGCAACCAAAGAUGGACUCAUCCUGACAAACGUGAUGCUAGAGUCACCAGGGACUGUAACCAUGGAGGCUCUUGGAAAAGAUACGGUGAGCCUGCAGGAGGUGAGCACUGUGAUUGAGGUGGAGGUCGUCCCUGCCACAGCUGAAUCCUCCUCUGAUAAGAGAUACACUGCACAGGAUAUGGGUGUCUUAGGUGGUACUUUAGCAGCACCACUAUUAAUUGCUUUAAUCUUCCUUGGACUGAUGAUAUACAAACAGUGUGGAAAACCAGUCAAGUAUCUGGCAAGAAAAAAGUUCUCCAAAAACCUCCCUAGAGAUUACCAGAACCAAGCUUACAAGGAAGAUGAAUACCCAGAUGUGAGUGCCAAACAGCAUGAGACAGCAGAAAAUGGCAGUGUUCGGUCAAUGACAUCUGAGCUAGAGCAGCCAUCACUUCCCUCACCUUCUUCCAAGGCAAGAGAAGCUGAUGGCCUCCCAACGGCUUCCACAGCUUCCACCAUCACCUUUGACCCAGAGGACAAGGAGGAGGAAGUGGAAGAAGAGAAUGACCAUGAGAAAGAGGUGAAGUCUAUCCUAAAGACAGACAGGAACCUGGAAGACAAUGGCUACAAAGCUGUGUGGUUUAAGAGUGAUGUGGAACCAGAUGCUGGAGAUGGGGUUGAAGUGAUUGAGGACAAUGCAGCAGCAGAUGAUGAUGAAGACAGUGACCAAGACCUGGAGGAAAAUGAGGAAGAGAAAGGAGAUUAUAAUGAGGACAGUCACCAUGGAGGGCCUGGGUUGUCCUUUGCCCUGGAGAGCCAACCCCUCCCAGGUGUGGAAGUGAAAGUCAACAUGUCUGGCAAGGGCACAGCAGCAGAAGACGACAGUGAAUUUUUAUAA
Molecule: messenger RNA, 2112 nt
Organism: Struthio camelus australis
Lineage: Eukaryota; Metazoa; Chordata; Aves; Struthioniformes; Struthionidae
Gene: CDHR5
Product: cadherin related family member 5
Biological process (GO): adherens junction organization; cell-cell junction assembly; cell morphogenesis
Cellular component (GO): membrane; catenin complex; adherens junction
Molecular function (GO): cadherin binding; calcium ion binding
Source: RefSeq, a predicted model, not a curated record